ACAAAAGCACAAUCUGCAUGGUGCUGUCUCUCUACUGGCGGGCCAGCCUUUCUUCUUGAAUGGGUGCCAGCCAAUGAGCUUCCUCCUGAGCAGGCGUCACUCCCUUUUCACCGGCUGCUGCAGUCAAUCAGCUUAUUCAGCACAGAGAGGAUAUGUGCUGUGUGUGCUCAGGCCUUUCCACACUGCUACAAGCCUACAACCUCCCUAUCUGCCUCCCACUUUACCCCAACAAACAUCCCAUGCCGCUGACCCUCCCAUCCCCCAUUCCCCCACAAGCCUCCACUCACACCCAAGCCACAGCUCUGUUAGUGAGUGAGUCAGUGGAGAAAGUUACACCAGUCUCUAUGUUGGUGUGUUUGCCAGGCACUCGAAGGCAACAACCGCAGCACAAUCCUUUGGCCUGCCAGCCCUGCUGAGUCUGAUCCAAGGCCUCUUCUCAAGACAGCCUCAGCAUGGAAAGCCCAGUGAGGGCUGCGCCAGCUACCCCAACCCUGGCUCCCCGAAACCAUACUCCUUCUCUAAGUCCCAGAGCUGAGGCCAACGAGAAGAGGUCGGAGGUGAGCGAGGGAACAGCGGAUGAGUGUGAGGCAGUGGACACAGAGGGGGACCCUAUAUGUCUCUCGCUGUUAUCAAAGAUGACUGUGUUUGUGGAGGCGCCAGCAGAGGAUGCAUCAGAGAAGGCUGUGGCUGAGGAGGCUGCAGCCAAGGAGAGGGCUGAGAGAGAGGCUCAGAGGCAGCUCCUGGCCACAGAGGAGCUGGUCUACACCGAGAGGAACUACCUGAGACUCCUCCAGGUCUGCACCUGCACCAUCAGGAGCAACCUGCAGAAACUACAGCCUCAGCUGCCUGACCUGGACAGCAUGUUCCUGUACAUAGAGGAUGUGAUUGAUGUGUCGGGACGCCUCCUCAGCCUCCUGGACCAGAAGCAGGUCACGCCCCAUGAUCCUCUCUUCCUGGAGACCCUGUGUGACGCCUUCCUCAGUCUAUCAACAGACAUUGAGUCGGCUUACAAGGAGUACCUGUCCAACUACAACAACGUCACAGCGUUAGAGAACAGCUACAAACAGAAAGAAUCCCUGUGGACUGAGAUGGUGAAAGUCAUCAAGUCCUCAGCGCCAGAGGUGAAUGCUACCUCUCUGAGCUUCUUCCUGGUGAUGCCAGUCCAAAGGAUCGCUCGCUACCCUCUUAUCCUCCAGACCAUCAUGAAACAUACAGACCCUGGGCACCCGGCCUACUCUCUCCUGGAGCAGACUGCCCACGCCGCCGUAGCCAUCAACUGCAGGAUCAAUGAGUACAAACGCUUCCGAGAAGUUGCCGACAAAUACAAGAAGACGGAAACCUUGACGAUAAGGGAUAAGAUAAAUCGUCUGAAUAGCCACAGCAUCGCAAAGAAGACUGCCAGACUGAGUCAGUUCAUCAAGCAUGAGACGGGGAUUUCACCAAAGUUGGUUGAUGAGGAGUUUGAUGCCUUGGAGGGCUUUUUCUAUCUCCUUGAAAAUGGUAUCGCCGUGCUACAUGAAAAUGUGGAGACGUAUCUCAGCCAUCUGCAGAGAUUCCUUAGCUGUCGACCGGAGGAGUUUGACCUUGACAUGGACGGCGAGAAGCCUGCUAUAUGCUACAAGGAAAUCACAGCAGCAUUGAGACAAUGGAUACUUCCUACAUUUGAGAAGAGGAUGAGGACGUUGGUCCACAAGCCCCUCUGUGCCCUUCGAGAACUGCUGGUGGGGCCUCGUAACCUGAUCCGUAAGCGCCUGGACAAGCUGCUUGACUACGAGCUGAUCGAAGAGAAGCCCAGUCUGAGCUACGAUGAGCAGGCGGUGGCUAACACCUAUAAGACCAUCAACACGUUGCUCCUCAACGAGCUGCCCCAGUUCAAUGGCCUGGCCCUCACCCUGCUCUGGGGCAUGCUGGGGGCCUUCAGCUGCCUGCACAAGGACCUGGCUGCAGACAUGGAGCAGCUCUUCCAGGGCUUUGCCCAACAGCUCCCUCACAGUUCCCUGGAGCCAAAUGCAUUCUGGGAGUGGGCAGAGUGUUCGGUAUUGGAGGGUGCGAGGAUGCUGGAGACUCUGUGUCGGAAUGUGGAGGACCAACUCAAUGCUCCCAUUGUCCAGCCUCUCAGCCCUGUGUCUCAGAAGUGUCUGAAGGUCCUGACAGACAAGCACGGCUCAGGCAAGAUCUACCAGCUGACGGGUCAUGUGGUGGGGACUAGAGACCUGGACCUGAGCCUGAACAGAGGAGCGCUGGUGGCCAUCAUCAGUGAGAUGGACUCACGGGGGGACAGGCGCCGCUGGCUGGUCGACGCAGGGGGUCCAAGAGGAUACGUCCCCUCCUCCAAACUGGUGCGUUACCACCAGGUGACCAUGGACCCUCCCCCGUCCCCACAUCUGACAGUCACUACCAUGGAUUGUGCUGGAGGUGUCAGGCGACACUCCUACACCCCUGACGUCGGGCGACACUCCUUCUCCCCUGAUACACCCCAACCCGUGAGGACUCUGUCGAUGACCAUGCCCUGCUUCCAGGUGUUUGCAGGCUAUGACUUCACGGCGAGGAGCAGUCACGAGGUCUCUCUGAGGGCGGGGGAACCAAUCCGAGUGCUGGAACCCCACGACAAGAGGGGAAGCCGCGACUGGAGCCUGGUGGAGGUGCGGGAACAGAGGGGUUAUGUUCCCUCCAACUACCUGGCAGUGGUGCCUACAUCUACGUCGCCCACCACCCCCUACCACUAGGGUUGCCCCGGGCAACCAGCCAGUCCGUGCUAGACGCCACUCAACCAUCGCUGCCCACGCACCUCUGCUCAGCAGGAGAAGCACUCUCACUGAAGCCUACAUCUACAGGAGGGCGAGAAAGAGAUGUGUGUGUGUGUGAUGGAUUAGAUGACAGGUGUGUGUGUGUGUGAAGUGGUGCACCAGGCAUUUGCAUGUAGAGUGCUCCAAGCCCUCGACUGCAGCACUUAUUAGAAGCAUGUAAGUGGGAGGCUGCUUCCGUCACCAGGAACCAGGGGUGAAAUGCUGCUUUCUCCUACAGAAAAUGACUGACUGGCAGGCAGGUAGCAAUGCCUCAGCACAGCAUGAGGAUGAAGGAGAGCAGGCAGUCUGUGGCAAGGGAAUUGGUUCUUGUGAAUAUUUUACCUACCUGACAAAGCUUCUCCACUGAGCGGAUCUCUCGCUCAACUGGCGCUGGCAGUUAAACUGAUGGACAUAUGUACACGACCCUGACUCCAUUUAUGUGAUGUACCGCUUUGCACCGUCAACAGUGAAUCCGCCACUGACAUUGACAGCAAUGCAAUAUAUGCUCAGGCAAAAUAGUUGUAUGAUUUCGUAGAAGAAAUGAGGUCGGCAUACUAAAACAUUAAUGCUAGAUUGAUCAAAUAAGAAAAGGGGGAGAGUGGAUCAGAGAAGUCCUGUUCAAAUGAAUAGCUGGCUUGAUUCCAGAUAUCAAACGGCAGCAAACAUCUGUUAUUAAAGCAAUUGUAUCAUUCGGGUUGUUAUGGCUUUAAUAGCAUAGUACUUGUCGUGCUAGCGGCGCCUUCUCAUUGGUCCAAAUGUCAGAGCAGAGUGAGAAGGCAAGACGUUACCUGCUGCUGCUGCUGUAUCUGGGCUGUCUGGUCGAGACGAGGCAGAACUCUGUGUCUUCUCCGAGCUGGCCACAAGGGGGCAUACCUCACCAACUCUCACCUAACAGAUGGCUUUUGUAGGCUUUAGCUUCAUUAUCUUUAUUAUUACCUCAGUCAGUAUUGAUGUUAAGCUUCUGGUGGAUGUUGCACAAUCUAAACAUGUUCAUAUCGUAACAGUGUUGUCGUGUAUAAUUAAUUUGACUGUCACGAUCUGCUUCAUAAUAUUAUCUAAUGAGAAUGUGUUUGCUCAGUAAGUCUACUGUCAGGGAUAAUCCUAUGCCGUGUUUAAAAAAAAAAAAAGUGUUCUAUUUAUUUACCCCUAGCAGGCAGAGCCGCACAUCAGGCUUUCAUGUGUUCUGAUGAAAUGAGCUAUGGAAGAUGAAAUGACUCAGUAUUGCCAAAAACAGUUUGAAAGGGAGCACAGCUCUGCUCUGUUGGUGCAGCAGUGUCAUUGUUAUGCUGAUUGCUGCAGAAUAGUCUGUGUGGCCUGGAUAAUACAGAAUUCAAGCUGGGUAUACAGCUUUUCAGAUAUUCACCUCCAUUUUACCAUGUUGGCUCAGGACAGGAUUUGUAUGCGGCUCUAAGAUGGUGCAGUUUCUGAAUUUUAGAUGCAUUUUAAGGAAAAGCCACAUAGACGGUGACCCAUUUUUAGAAAGCUAUUAUAACAUAGCUUUCACUAAGCGCGCACCAGAAUGGAGGGUAAUCAAGUGUAAACGGACGUAAGGGCUUUUAGGGUUGCACUUAACCAAACAAUGCUACUGUGUGGCGCGUGCUGUCCUCCAUAUGACAUCUAAACGUGUGUGUGUGGCGUAUUCCGCAUUUGUGGUUGUCACCUUGAUGCUAAGGACGGGUUGUCAACAGGGAUUUGAUGCAGUGACUCCCUGCAGCUACCGCUAUCCCUAGCAUGACAGAACCCUACGCAGCUCUAAAAAUACACUUUCUCUCAUUCAAUGGUUCUAUAAAUAGACUACUGUCAUUAUAGGAUCCCCUAUUGGACCCUUGGCCUCCCCCUGCUGGCUACUGUGGAAACAGGUUUUUCUCUUCUUCCUCUGGGUGGUAAAUCCCAAAACAGCAACUGUUAAACUACCUCCCUGCAUGGCUCCAGGGCUGCUCUUGGCUUAAAAUCCAUAGGGGAGUAUACAGACAACAAUUAGGUUGGUUGUUGUCUCUGUCUUUGAGAAUUGGGCUCCUGACUAGGAGGGUAAUCCAGUGCUUUGCAGGCAGGGCUGAGACGAGGCGUCCAUGUUUCUGUCAGCCUCCAGUCAGUGUAGAUCAGCUGCUCCACUGUAACACUGUCUGCUUAUCUGGCUGCAGCCUCAGAUUUACGUGCUGGGCUGAAAUUAUUGUCCAUUUUUAGGGGGUCACUGUGGCCGUCAAGGGAAAGUGCAUCUGGGUGCCGGGGGGGGUAUUUUUUUUUUCCCGAGAGUCUCUCCCUCCGCCACCUCCCCUGACUUGUGAAGAAGUGUUGAAGCGCAGUGUGUAACGGGGGCUGACCCGUCAAAGCCGCACUGGGCUUGGCCACAGAAAUAGCAGCAGUGUGGGCUUGUCCUGGUUGUUUUAAGCCAGGGCUGUAUUUGGGAACCGUCUGGCACCGCCCCUGAUGCCUUAGCUUGGCUUCUUUUAGGCCCUGUCUCUGGCAAAACCAAUUUAGUUUUAACAAUGGUUCAUCCCCUUUGCUGCUAGACUAGAAUGGGACAUUUUCCCUUGGCUUGUAGCUAAUGACUGGGGGUUUAGAAGAUAGUGGUGAAACUGAGGCGUGGACGGUGCAGGGUACGGCAAGGCAGGGAGGCAUGUGACACUGCAGCCAUGCAGCAAAAUUCUCCUGAGGCUCCCCUUGGGGAGCUGAGGAUGGAGCCACUGACAUGGCCCAAUCGCCAUGUGUGUCAGUGAGAGCGUGUGAGUGAGCCACGGCAGUCAAGCUUAACAGAUCUCCUUGUCGUCAGGAGAAUUGACUUGGCUGUUCCUAAUUCCAGGACAUCGGCUGUUUUCUGCUUUCUCCUUCAUGCUUCCAGCCCUUCUUUGAAUAAGACAUACAGAGAGACAGAAGACCGAUACACAGUGCAUUCGGAAAGUAUUCAGACUCCUUGACUUGUUCCACAUUUUAUUACA
This is a messenger RNA of Oncorhynchus masou masou (cherry salmon), 5722 nucleotides long. RefSeq names its product rho guanine nucleotide exchange factor 37-like. The coding region runs from base 453 to 2726 and encodes 757 amino acids. The record is from RefSeq and is a predicted model, not a curated record. Gene Ontology annotation, molecular function: guanyl-nucleotide exchange factor activity; protein binding. The transcript is spliced from 13 exons. Lineage: Eukaryota; Metazoa; Chordata; Actinopteri; Salmoniformes; Salmonidae. Gene Ontology annotation, cellular component: cytoplasm.